UCACAAUCAGCUGUUUGAACGUUCCAAUUUGUGCUGCGAGCCCAGCAGCAGCGGGUGCACACACGCAAAGCCCCGCGGGCGAGCGCAGCAGCCACGGGAGUCCCGCGCGUAGCCCCGCCGCCUCCCUGACCAGCCCCCGCGAUGCCGUCCGGCCUGUGAUCAGCCGCCGACCCCUGCCGUUCCGCCGAACAACUACCUCAGCGCCACCCGGCCCUCCGCACCGCCUGGGUACCCCGGUGUUUGCACUGCUUUAGAGCGCCCCCCCGAGGCCGCUCCGCUCUCCCAACAUGUUCCAGCGCCUCACCAGCCUGUUCUUCAGCAACCCCCCGCCCCCUGAGGACCUCGACUGCCCCCGAGCCUUCGUCUCGGAGGAGGAUGAAGUGGACGGCUGGCUUAUCAUUGACCUGCCGGACAGCUACGCGGCUCCACCCAGUCCCGGGGCCGCUCCUGCCCCGGCCGGCCGCCCUCCGCCCGCGCCCUCCUUGAUGGACGAGAGCUGGUUUGUCACCCCUCCCGCCUGUUUCACUGCAGAAGGGCCCGGACUCGGGCCCGCCCGCCUCCAGAGCAGCCCCCUGGAGGACCUCCUCAUCGAGCACCCCAGCAUGUCCGUGUAUGUCACCGGCAGCACCAUCGUGCUGGAGCCUGGACCCCCUUCCCCGCACCCCGACGCGGACCUGCCCGACGGCGACCUCAGCGAAGGGGAGCUGGCGCCUGUCCGCCGCGAGCUCCGCGCCCCGCACCACGCAGCCGCCCCUCUGCCGGCGCGGGCUGCGCUGCUGGAGAGGGCGGGCCAGGUGCGGCGGCUGCAGCGGGCCCGGCAGCGGGCGGAGCGCCAUGCCCUGAGCGCCAAGGUGAUGCAACGGCAGAACCGCGCCCGCGAGAGCCAUCCGCGUCGGCCCAAGCACCAGGGCAACUUUAUCUACCAGCCGUGCCAGCGCCAGUUCAACUACUGAGCGUCCGCCGGCCCAACCACAAACCCUUUGCCGACCCCCGACCGCUAUCGGGCCCCUCCGCGGCAGCCAGUGUGUUGCUCCAGGGGCGCCCGCAGCCCACCUCGGGCUGAUUACACAACCUCCCUCAAGUGUGUGAGGUGGGGUGAUAGCCCCCUCUAAAGUCCCCUUGAUUUUCCCAUCUCUGAUUCUCUAAUCCACCUCUGGACCUCCUCUGCCCUUUACCCUCUUUCUUCGGGCCCCCUGCCCAACAUCUAUCUAAUCCUUCAUCUCCCAUACUGACUCCAUCCUUCCUUUUCUGGUCCCCAUCCUUGCCUCUGCCCUGACAUUCCCCUUUAUCUUUGCCCUCCAUUCCUCUACCUCUGGCCCACCCCUAUUUCUCAGUCUCCUUUUCCAGUCCCAGAUCUAGCUGUUUCCUUACCUUCAAUUCCCACUUUACAAGCCUCGCCCUAUCUCAUGUUUGGCACUACACUCGCUCCUGCUUCCUUAUUUUCCAUUCCCAAUAAUGCCCUCCCAAAGGGUGGGGUGGAGGAGGGAGGUUGAGACUAAAGGUUUCUAUGUUUAGUCUCACCCUUCCCUCUCACCCUGGGGGCUGGGCUCCUUGUAGUGGCUUAGGCCUGGAAAGGUAAAGUAUGUAGAAGAGGACUGUGAGAUGUGAAUUAAAGGGAGAAGGUGGAGGGAACUGAGGGGAAGAGGCAGCCUACUGGAAGUGUAGACAGGACAGGUUGAGAAGCUGUAGGAAGCAGGGCACCAUGGGAGCUGGUACUGUGUGCUUGCUCAGAGAUUGGCCUAACCCUGCUCUCAGGCUGGAGCCUGGAGUCUGCCCCCACUUCCCUUUCCUAUAAUCUCACCUCCCAAAUCUCUUCCUGAAAUCCACCCCUCUGCAGGCCCAAGUCUGAAAGGCUUAGUUAAACCUACCCCCAACAUGUCACCCCAGGAGUAGAGGCUGGGCAAAGCCCUGCCAUCCGGGCCAUCUGUUCACAUGUCCAAGGUGCUAGAACUAGCUUAGGAGAGAUGCAGGCCAGAGGGCUUCUAGGCGGGGAAACUGCACACCCAAGUGUAAGAAUGCAGAAGAAUGAUGCUGAGAAGGACAAGCUGUGGGGUGAAGCCAUCCCAAGACUGACAGCUCAGCUUUCAUCUUGCCUCUGGCUUUGUAUUUCACACCCUGCCCGGGAUGGCUAAUAAACACUCCAGGUAGGAGGCCAGGAGCUUCACUGUCCUAAUCCCCAAAGUCCCGCUCCAGGUUCUGGGCCCUAAGGGCCACACUCCCUUUUCUUCCUGAGUGCUCUCUUCCUUUCUAGGCUGCUGGGGAGAAAUGGGUGCCCUAUGGUUCCCCUCCCCUUCUCUUCCUGUAAAUACCUGGAGGAGGGAACCUGAAUCCCUGGGUGAAACAGAGGGAACAGGGGUGACCAACUUCCCCUUCUCAUGGUGGGACUGAAUUUUGGGCUCAGACACCAGCAAUAGCCUCUUGGGAUGCCCCAAGUUGCUUCCCUUUUUUUCUUUCUGUCUUUUACUAGUAUGUGCUCUUUCUUCCUUGAAACUUAAGAUUUCCUGUUAGAAACUAACAUAGGUCUUCCCCCCUCACUCUAAUUCCAGGUUUCUAGGUCUCACAGUUAAGUGGAGGCUUGGAGAUAACUGCAUUCCCAUGAGGGCAAAGGCAGCUGCCCUUCCUGACCCUGUAGCCCCAAGCCUCAUGUGGGAUGUAUGGGUAAGGGAGAGGGUAGCCCCAUGGAUACUGGGAUGGUGAUAGAGGAAGCCCUAUUGGGGUCUCCUGUCCAAGGGAGUAAGCCAAAUCUACACUAAGAACAGAUCAAAGUCCCCACGCCAGUCCACUAGGGCCCCAGUAGUUGGCAACCUUGUUCCUGGCCCCAAGCUUCUCCUUCAGUUAUGACCUUGUCACAUUUUUCUUCCAGCUACCCCCUCGGUCACUUCACAGCCAGCGUAGGGUCUUCAGCACUUCCAAGAGCUGAAAUUCCCUCCAACUCCUCUUGUCUACUCCUUUGCUGGGGCCUAGGCUCAGUCCAGGGUAGUUCCCAUGAUCCUUCUUGUGGGGGAAGAGUGAAUAAUAGGGCAUUAGGUUCAAAUUUCAAAAGGCCCCUCCCUCACCCAUAUUUCUGGAGCUCCUAUAGUUCUAGAACCUUCCAAUCUCAUCACCUGGCUGAUUGCAAGGCUCAUAGGUUUUUGUACUUUCCUAUAGAUUCUGUAGUAUUUGAGUGUGGCAAUAUUUUAAUUGUGUAUAGAUUUCUAAGAACCAACAUUACUCAGUCUCCUGCUAGUCUAACUCCUGAAGCAUCAUACUGUAUUGACUGUGUAUGUGCCUUUCACCUUGAGCAUGCUUCAGGAUUUUUUUUAAACCACAGAACUUGAAUAUAUGAGGGAACCGGAAUUCACAAAGUCCUAUGCAACCUUAGACAGGUGAGGGGUUAGAGAGUCUGUCUUGACUGAUAUUUUCAGAGAACCCUGGAGAAGUUUGUUCCAGUUUAUAUUAAUUCAUGUCAAUACUACCAGCACUUUGCCAAAACUGAGUUUGUCAGAGGGACUGGUUUCUAGAGUGAGUCCCCAUUACAUCAGAGGGUGACUUACAGUGAUUCCCCAUAUGUCUGAGUGCUCUCUUCAAGCUGGGUGUCACUUUCCAGCCUUUGCCAGUCUGGCCCCAGCAGGGUAUCACUUGUGUAUGAAUGCAAUUUGCUGCUGUUUUGAAGUAUGCCUGCUCCCAACUCCUGCCGGUAUCCUGAUCAAUUUGCUCUGACCCCUAAUAUCUUAGGUGCAAUAAGGACCCCACCAGAGCUCUUGGAGGCCUCCUCAGAUCCAUGUGGCUUUAUGUGGGGACCGAAUGCAGACACACUAUACCCCCUAUAUUUCCCCACUUGUCCUGCCACCUAGUUCCAAAUGGAACCAAGUAGACUGCAUCCCUCUUGGGUGUUUUGUGUUGAGACUGGCUGGAACGAGGAGACUCUGGUUGACCAUGUUGUGACAUUUCAACAGACUCAAGGACACAACCACCUCAACAUGGUCCUGUGGCAUGCCUGUGUAUGUGUGUAACAGAAUUUUGAUUGUUAGAUUGUAAUGUUAUUCCUCUAUGGGAGAGAGAAAUAUAAAGAAAAACAAAAUAAAAAUCUAUUUAAAGCA
Messenger RNA from Myotis daubentonii (Daubenton's bat), 4079 nucleotides. It is a transcript of the gene TP53INP2, whose product is annotated as tumor protein p53 inducible nuclear protein 2. The record is from RefSeq and is a predicted model, not a curated record. Gene Ontology annotation, cellular component: autophagosome; nucleus. Lineage: Eukaryota; Metazoa; Chordata; Mammalia; Chiroptera; Vespertilionidae. Gene Ontology annotation, biological process: positive regulation of DNA-templated transcription; autophagosome assembly.